Molecule: messenger RNA, 814 nt
Organism: Tyto alba (common barn owl)
Lineage: Eukaryota; Metazoa; Chordata; Aves; Strigiformes; Tytonidae
Gene: NDUFB9
Product: NADH:ubiquinone oxidoreductase subunit B9
Exons: 4
Coding region: 15-698 (227 amino acids)
Biological process (GO): mitochondrial electron transport, NADH to ubiquinone
Source: RefSeq, a predicted model, not a curated record
ACUUGACGCGGCUCAUGGCUGCGGCAGCGGCGGCGGCGGGAGCACGAGCGACGCGCCUGCGCGCAGCACCGCCCUCCUCCACCUUCCCGUCAGCCCCUGCGGGCGGCACCGCCCUCCACCUUCCCGUCAGCCCCUGCGCGCGGCAGGGGACGGGCAGCGCUGCGCGGCUCGUAAUGGCGGCGUACCUGACGCACCAGCAGAAGGUGCUGCGCCUCUAUAAGAAAUCCCUGCGGCACUUGGAGUCCUGGUGCAUCUAUCGAGACAAAUACCGCUACUUUGCCUGCCUCCUGAGAGAACGAUUUGAUAAGAACAAGGAUGUGAAGGAUAUGGUGAAAGCUACAGAGCUGCUAAGGGCAGGUGAGGAGGAGUUCUGGGCAAACCAGCAUCCUCAGCCGUACCUCUUCCCUGACUCCCCUGGGGGCACUGCCUAUGAGAGAUACGAGUGCUACAAGAUUCCUGAAUGGUGCUUGGAUUACUGGCAUCCUUCUGAGAAGGCAAUGUAUCCUGAUUACUUUGCCAAACGAGAGCAAUGGAAGAAGCUGCAGCAGGAAAGCUGGGAUAAAGAGCUUAAGCAGUUGGAAGAAGAAACUCCAGCUGAUGGUCCGAGAACUGAAGCUUUGCCUCCAGCUCGUAAGGAAGGACAUCUGCCACCACUGUGGUGGCAGUAUGUUACAAGACCUCGUGAAAUUCCCAUGUAAAAGCACUAUUUCACAUGAGAAUUGAAGUGGCUUAUCUUCUGUAGGCAGUGUGUCAAUGACCACGUGCUACUCUAAGUAAAUAUACAAUAAAGCCAAAUAAAGUAAAAGAGAAGGCA